Danio aesculapii is the source of this 1367-nucleotide messenger RNA. Its product is annotated as leukocyte cell-derived chemotaxin-2. The transcript is spliced from 5 exons. Bases 57 to 527 code for a protein of 156 amino acids. Lineage: Eukaryota; Metazoa; Chordata; Actinopteri; Cypriniformes; Danionidae. The record is from RefSeq and is a predicted model, not a curated record.
GACUGAGGACAACAGUGAAGAAGAAACAACAUCUGAAGUCGAACACUUACAGGACCAUGAGACUUUACAUAGUUUUCGCUUUUCUGCUUCUAGCAGUGCUUUGUAGCUUAUGUGUUGAUGCUCAAGUAAAAUUUGGACCCAUUUGUGGAGGCUCAAGUAAUCGUAAAAGAGGAUGUGAUUCAAGAUAUGGCUGUGGACACUAUGGAGCCAAGCGAGGGAAAGGAAAACACUUGGGUCUUGACAUUCUGUGUGGUGAUGGAGCCACGGUUUAUGCUCCUUUUGAUGUGAAGAUCAACCGCAGAGCCAGACCAUAUGGAAACGGCAAUGCCAUCGAUGACGGCAUUAACGUGAGCGGAAGAGGUCUCUGCUUCAGUCUGUUCUAUGUUAAGCCUGACCGUUACUCAGGGACUCUGAAGAAAGGGCAAAGGAUUGGACAAAUGCUCCCAAUGCAGAGGGUUUAUCCUGGCAUCCCUUCUCAUGUUCACGUUCAAAUGUGUGACAGAUCAGAUCCUACAAAGUACUUCUGAUGAUGAGCAGAUGACCGAACGCAACAAACAGAAUUUUGUUAUUAUUUUGUUACUAUUUUUAAAUGUGUUGUAUAUUUCAGAUUAGUUUUAGUUCAUUUUAUUAAUGGUUUUGUUGUUUUUAUUUUGUAAAUACGUUUCUAUUUGCUUUUUGUAUUUAGUUUCAGUUUUAAUUUUAUUUCAGUUAACAAAACGUUUUUGACCAAUUUUAGUCUUAGUCUUGUAUUUUGUUUGCUAAAAUACAAUGCUGGGUUCCACACAAUCGAUUUGUGUUGGGGCAACAUGAAGGAAUUACAGUUUAAGUCAGAAUUAUUAGCCCCCUGUAUAUUUUUCCACAAUUUCUGUUAAACGGAAAGAAGAUUAUUAACCCAUUUCUAAACAUACAUUAAUAGUUUUAAUAUAAAAAAAAAAAUUACCUAAGGGGGUUAACAUCAUUGACACUAACCAUGCAAGGGCCUUUUCUCAAAACCACAUUUACAUGAUUAAUGUGUGUCCUCACAAUGCAAUUGGAUAGAAAAUGUGUUUAUAGGUCUGGUCAUCCUGCCAUCCUACCUCCAAUUUUCACACUGACCUAAUCAUCUUUUUUUGCACGUCUGGAUUUGUAUACGUGCUGGAAUUAAGGAAAAUUCCUUAAUUUUUUUUUGUGUGUUUAUUACACAUACAUAUUUAGUUAUUUUAGGAAGCCUGUCGCAUUGUUUAGGAACAUGUGUGAAGAGGUGUCAAAACUAAAAGAUCUACACAGACAACUACUUCAUCCAUGUCGCCUGUGCUUUUCCGAUAAAAAGAACUGUCUUAGGGACUAUCACUGCAAGUAAACACAAACCACACUGAAUGUGACCAAAU